This is a messenger RNA of Mizuhopecten yessoensis (Yesso scallop), 1237 nucleotides long. RefSeq names its product regucalcin-like. The transcript is spliced from 6 exons. Gene Ontology annotation, molecular function: enzyme regulator activity; calcium ion binding; gluconolactonase activity. The record is from RefSeq and is a predicted model, not a curated record. Gene Ontology annotation, biological process: L-ascorbic acid biosynthetic process. Bases 130 to 1056 code for a protein of 308 amino acids. NCBI's taxonomy places the organism in Eukaryota, Metazoa, Mollusca, Bivalvia, Pectinida, Pectinidae.
CCGCCCCCUUUAUGAUAUCUACCGCAAGUACCGAACGACCGAGUUCCGUUGUUAUCUGUCGGAGAGUCUGUUACAGGUACAAAGUAGAGAAUUACACCUUUGUAGUUAUAAACACAAGUCCUACCUACAAUGUCGGUAGAGGUAGCUAUUCCUGAUGUCACCCCGGGGACUGGGGAGUGUCCACACUGGGAAGACAACACCCAACGCCUCGUCUUCGUUGAUAUCACCGAGAACAGCGUGUGCCGGUGGGACUCCGUCACCGGAACCAUUGACAAGGUACAAUUAGAGGACGCGGUUGGAUGUAUUGUGCCAUGUAAGAAGGGAGGGUACCUAGUAGGAGUUGGCCGGAAUGUUGCACAUCUCGACUGGUCAUCUCAAAAACUGACCAAGCUGCACGAGAUACCUCUAAAUGGCGUUCAGAACCGACUUAAUGAUGGAAAAUGUGACCCGGCCGGUCGAUUUUGGUUAGGGAGUAUGGGUAAGGUAUUGACCUUUGAACCCCUGGCGUUCGACAUGAAUAAGGCGGAGCUGUACUGUCUGGAUACUGACGGAUCCUUUCACAAACGAAUGGACAAAUUAACCGUCUCCAAUGGUAUGGCCUGGACAGCUGACCACAGGACUAUGUACUUCAUCGAAAGUAUUCCCGGCCAGAUUAUGGCCUUCGACUAUGACGUCAGUUCCGGUAAUAUAAGUAACAACAGGACAGUGGUGGACUUGGGGAACCUUGACCCCUCUGAUCCUGACAACCUGGGUAUACCAGACGGUAUGACGAUUGACACUGACGGCAAUCUUUGGGUCGCUUUCUACGGCACUGGAUUGGUCGUCUGCUUCAACCCACAAACAGGUAAAAUUCUCAGAAAAAUUGAAUUUCCUUGUAAAAGGACGACAUCGUGCUGUUUCGGUGGGAAAAACCUUGACGAACUCUAUGUAACAAGCGCAAGGGAAGGUUCCACGGACGAGGAGCGCCAAUCUUUUCCUGCCACUGGCUCGGUGUUUCGAGUCACAGGACUGGGAGUAAAAGGUUUUCCCGCCAAUGUGUAUCAAGGAAACUGCUGAUAAUAGCCAACUGUUUUAGGGUUGUCGCUUUGUCCUAUUGCCUAUUCAAACAAGCUACUUGAACAGAUAUUUAUGUUUCUAGUCUAACCUUAACAGGAAGACAGUAUUUAUAAAAUAAAAAAUGAAAAAACAGAACUGAAACGAGUCAGAUUUGACCAUAACGCAAUAAUGUCCCUGUGAC